AUGCUCGCGUACCGCGACAGGGUGCGGGAGCGCCUCAUGCGGCUGUACGAGGAGCUCGGAAAGGGCGAGCGUACCCUGACGAGGAGGCUCGCGAGGACGUUGAUGAUGGUCCUGGAGCAUGACGGGUUCCACAUCGAGACCUUGCUCUAUAUUCUCAUCCAACGCGCCGGAGACGGCAUGCUCCCGCCGCCCGGCUUUGCUGUUCCUCCGGCCUUGCACGCUCACGAUCCGGGCCACGACGACCAAGAGCCCGACGACAUCCUCCCGGAGUUUACCAACGCCGUCGAAGGACACGAGUUCGGCUGGGACAACGAGAGCCCGAAGCGCACCGUCGCCGUCGGGAAGUUCAACGUCUCCUGGCGGCCCGUCACGAACAGCGAAUUUCUCGACUUCUGGCGGGGCGCGGGCAAGGACUGCGUCGGGCUGCCGCCGAGCUGGGUGCUCGGCCCCGAGGGCGAGGUACAGGUGCGCACGCUGUACGGAUCCGUGCCGAUGGACGUUGCGCGGCACUGGCCGGUGCUCACGGCGUAUGACGAUCUCGCGGCAUAUGCGGCGAACAAGGGCGGGAGGAUCCCGACUGAGCCGGAGCUCAGGCUGUUCUUGGACACGUACCAGGUCGGCUACGAGGAGGGUGCGAAUACGGGCUUCAGAAACUGGCAUCCCAUGCCUGCGACGGCCGGCGGCGAGAAGGACGGUGGCCGGGGCUCCAACGGCGGCGUCUGGGAGUGGACGUCGACGCCCUUCGACACGCACGAAGGGUUCGCGGGCACGACCAUUUUCCCGGGCUACUCCUCUGACUUCUAUGACACGAAGCACCAGGUUGUGCUUGGCGCGUCGUACGCGACCAUACCCCGCUUGGGCGAUCGCCGCACGGUGCGCAACUUCUACCAACACAACUACCCGUACCCGUGGGUUGGUGCUAGGGUGGCAUACGACUGCUGA
Messenger RNA from Rhodofomes roseus, 942 nucleotides. Its product is annotated as C-type lectin protein. The transcript is spliced from 6 exons. Lineage: Eukaryota; Fungi; Basidiomycota; Agaricomycetes; Polyporales; Fomitopsidaceae. The record is from RefSeq and is a predicted model, not a curated record. The coding region runs from base 1 to 942 and encodes 313 amino acids.